This is a messenger RNA of Balaenoptera acutorostrata (minke whale), 876 nucleotides long. RefSeq lists its product as uncharacterized. Bases 1 to 666 code for a protein of 221 amino acids. Gene Ontology annotation, biological process: regulation of DNA-templated transcription. The record is from RefSeq and is a predicted model, not a curated record. NCBI's taxonomy places the organism in Eukaryota, Metazoa, Chordata, Mammalia, Artiodactyla, Balaenopteridae. The transcript has 7 exons.
AUGGGGUCCUCCAGGAGACUAGCAGGCCUACCCGCCUCCCUUAGGAUGGUGGCCCAGGAGGAACGAGGAGGAAGCCGCGGGGUCAGCCAAGUUCAGGCCGACAGGAAGCACGUCCCCCCCAUCCCUGGGGGCCAAUUGACCCAUCGGGCCCCGCCCCGGCCCCGCCCCGCCGCCACCUGCAACGCGAAGCUUACAGUCAGCUGGACACACCAGUUUAUCCGAGGCUAUCUUGUCUUCUACUGUAUCCACUGGCCUGCUUCUCCCGAGGGAGGUUUUGCCUGUGUCCACCGCAGGUCCUGGUCCCGUGUCUGCUCGUCGGCCGAGGCUGGAGGAGUGGCGGGCGGCGGUGGGAAUGGGUCAAAAGAUGUUCUGAGGACUCAAGCCCAGAAGACAGCUUCUCAGAUCGCUCUGAGGGACCGCUCCAAAGAGGACUCGGUGGGCUUUGAGGACGUGGCUGUGAACUUCACCGCGGAGGAGUGGGCUUUGCUGGGCCCGGUUCAGAGGAAGCUCUACAGAGACGUGAUGCUGGAGACCUUCAGGAACCUGGCCUCUGUGGGUUCUUGCCCUCAAGUUAAAACCAGUGGAUCAAGUCCUCAGUGGAAUAUUUUGGAGAAUGAACUAUGCAGUGAAGAGAAAAUAGUAAGAUUCAGAAGAAAUGAUUCCUAGUCUGUUUUUGGAGAAAACUGGGCAUUUCAUAACAUGCGUGAUCAGCAUGUAACCCAGGAGAGGCGUUUGAGAAAUCAUUUGGUGGAGAGUCUCUGUGAAGGUAAAGAAGAUCAUCAAUGUGGAGAAACCCUGAACCAGAUUACAAAUCUUACUGUGCAUAAGGGUUAUCCCACUGCAGUUCAGUCCUAUAAAUGCACUAAGUGUGGAAAA